GAAGUCACCUCGGCUGCGUGACCGAGUUCGACGGGUUGGGCGGAGAGCUGAGCCACGCCCUGAGAGACGCCCGUGACGCCCAAAUCCACAUGGACGACGACGAGCACUUCACCCUCGACUCCGACCACGGCACGAACCUCCUGAAGGUUGCGGUGCACGAAAUUGGGCACGUGCUCGGCCUGGGUCACGUUCUCAGGAACUACUCCAUCAUGUACGCCGUGUACGAGAAGGUGCUGCCCAACCAGGGCCUCGAGCUGGGCUGGGAGGACAGGAAGCUCGUGCAGAGGAUCUACGGGCGCUGCGUGGGCAAGUUCAGCACCGUCUUCGAUUUCCUGCGGUGGCGCGCCGACGGGUCCCUCUCCUACAACACCUACUUCUUCCGCGGGGACCACUUCUGGAUGUACGAAAACAAGUACAACAGAACGCGCUUCGGGGACCCCCUGUACAUCGACACGGAAUGGCGCGGUCUCCCGGGCGACAUCGACGCCUACACGCACAUCUUCACCAGCACCAGGGACUCCCACCUCUUCUUCAAAGGAGAACACUACUACAUGAUCGACCCUGAAACGCGGAACGUCCUGCCCGGCUUCCCUCGCCGGAUCGCCCACGACUUUCACGGUCCUCGCACGGCCAAGAAACCGCACCCGAAGGCCAUUCCCAGCAACCUCGACGCCGUCUACUUCGAUAUCAGGGACGAGAACUUGUAUUUCUUCAAGGGACGGAAAGUUUACGGCUACGACAUCAGGAAUGGAACCGAAGGGUGCUGCCUGCCGGGUUAUCCUCGCCUCAUCCACAACGAGUUCAUACGAGCUGACGAAGGCUCCAGAAACCUGCCGAAGAAGUUGGAUGCCGUUUAUUAUUCGUACACUGACCAGACGCUGUAUUUCUUUAAGGAACGGCUCUUCUGGGAGCUGGUAACGUUCCACCCACGUGACACCAAGCGCACUAAUGCUGUUCUUGGGCCUUUCUUCGUGCAUGACAAGUGGUAUGACAUCUGUGACACGGACAUCGACGACUACAAUGCAUAUCGCGUGAACAGGAAAAAAUGAUUAUUUGAUAUAUAUAUAUAUAUAUAU
Molecule: messenger RNA, 1076 nt
Organism: Penaeus monodon (black tiger shrimp)
Lineage: Eukaryota; Metazoa; Arthropoda; Malacostraca; Decapoda; Penaeidae
Product: matrix metalloproteinase-21-like
Biological process (GO): collagen catabolic process; proteolysis; extracellular matrix organization
Cellular component (GO): extracellular matrix
Molecular function (GO): zinc ion binding; metalloendopeptidase activity
Source: RefSeq, a predicted model, not a curated record